UUAGUCAAUAAAUAUAAUAUUCGUUGAUUGUUCCUCACUUCCCGUCUCCGAAGUGACGAUGUCGACGGCUGGCGAUCUCCACCUUCUGCUCUUCCCCUUCCCGGCGCAGGGCCACCUCAUCCCCCUCCUCGACCUCGCCCACCACCUCUCCGUCCGCCACCACCGCCUUACCCUCACCGUCGUCGUCACUCCCGCCAACCUCCCCCUCCUCCACCGCUUUCUCGCCUCCACCCCCUCCGCCUCCCCUCUCGUCCUCCCUCUCCCCUCCUCCCCCACCCUCCCCCCUGGGGUCGAGCACGUCCGACAGCUCCGCGCCGCCAAUUCUUCCCCUGCAGCCCUCAUCCGCGCCCUCUCCUCCCUCCGCUCCGCCGUCGUCGCUUGGGCCCGCUCCUGCCCCCACCCACCCACCGCGCUCAUCUCCGAUUGGUUCCUCGGCUGGACCAACAACCUCGCUACCGACCUCUCGGUUCCCAACCUCGUCUUCUAUUGCUCAAACGCCUUCGCCGUCUCCGCCAUCGAUUUCCUCUGGCGCACCAUGCCCUCCGCGUCUGCAUCCCAUGUCACCCUCUCCGCCCUCCCCUCCACCCCUUCCUUCCCUUACUCCCGCCUUCCCGCCAUCAUCCGCGGCUACGUCGCCGGCGAUCCGGACUGGGAGUUCACCCGCGAGUCCUUCCUCGCCAUCCCCGCCGCAUGGGGCGCCGCCAUCAACACCUUCGCUGCCCUCGACGAUCGCUAUCUCGCCCAUCUCCGCCGAUCGUUCGGCCACGACCGCGUCUGGGCGGUGGGUCCGAUCCAGCUGGAGGCCGCCCCCAGCGACCGCGGAGGGGCCACCUCUAUCUCGGCGGAGGAGGUCACCGCAUGGUUGGACGCCUGCCCGCCGCGAUCCGUGGUCUACAUCUGCUUCGGGAGCCAGUACACAGAGACAGCGGCUGAGAUCGGUGCGAUCGCGGCUGCACUAGAGAGGAGCGGGGUCCGAUUCGUGUGGGUGAUCGGAUCGGGGGCGGAUCUGCCGGAGGGAUUUGAGGCGGGGGAAAUGGGGAUGCUGAUCCGGGGUUGGGCGCCGCAGGCGGCGAUCUUAGGGCACGCCGGUGUUGGGGCGUUCGUGACGCACUGCGGAUGGAACUCGGUGAUGGAGGCGGCGGCGACGGGGGUGCUGUUGCUGACGUGGCCGAUGACGGCGGAGCAGUUCCUGAACGCAUGGCUGCUGGUGGAGGUGGCGGGCGUGGCGGUGAGAGUCGGGGAAGGAGGCGGAGUGCCGGCGACGGAGGAUCUUGCAAAGCUGCUGGUAGAAUCGGUGUCGGAGAGUGAAGCGUGGACCGAAGUGAGGGCGCGGGCGGCGGAGCUCCGGCGGAAGAUGGCGGAGGCUGUGGCGGCGGGGGGCAGCUCGUACGGAGAUCGGGAGGACCUGCUGAAACAAUUGACGGGGGAACAGCACACCUGAACUAUUUGAUGCGAUAGAAAAGACUAGCAAGGUUAAUUAUCCAAAUUCGCAUGUAAGAAAAUAUUCUCAGUCGUAUUGGGUAAUCAGUAUUUUACCCUUUUAUGGUAAUUUACCAAAAGAUGCACUAAGUUUAAUGUAUUUAUCAAAAAAUAUAUCAUCGUUUGGUAUUUACCAAAAAAUAUAGAUAA
Molecule: messenger RNA, 1629 nt
Organism: Zingiber officinale
Lineage: Eukaryota; Viridiplantae; Streptophyta; Magnoliopsida; Zingiberales; Zingiberaceae
Product: flavonol 3-O-glucosyltransferase UGT89B1-like
Exons: 1
Coding region: 59-1441 (460 amino acids)
Molecular function (GO): UDP-glycosyltransferase activity
Source: RefSeq, a predicted model, not a curated record